This is a messenger RNA of Talpa occidentalis (Iberian mole), 756 nucleotides long. It is a transcript of the gene BEX5, whose product is annotated as brain expressed X-linked 5. The record is from RefSeq and is a predicted model, not a curated record. Gene Ontology annotation, cellular component: cytoplasm. The coding region runs from base 84 to 521 and encodes 145 amino acids. Gene Ontology annotation, biological process: signal transduction. The transcript has 3 exons. Gene Ontology annotation, molecular function: signaling receptor binding. Lineage: Eukaryota; Metazoa; Chordata; Mammalia; Eulipotyphla; Talpidae.
GUGCAGCCAGUAACGCUGAACGGGGACGGCGGACUCCGUUCCCGGUAUCUCUGCUCCACGCUCCGUCCAUUUUGUGUCUGCAAAUGGGCUUCAGGUCGUUAGUGCUGCAGACUUCAAGGCCAAGCAGAGGAAGAGCGCUUCUGUUUCCUGCAGGAAGAAGCAGCGGGAAAAACUUCAACAUGGAAAACACCCCCCAGGAAAGCAAAGGAGGGGAGCAGGCCCCAGUGCAGAAUGAAGAAGAAGCCCGCCCUUUGGGAGGUGGUGAAGGCCAGGAGCCUGGAGGAAAUAUGAGAGGGGAUUGGGCUCAACCUGACCAAGAUGUGAGAGAGGAUAUGCCCAAUCGCCUUGUCAAUAACAUUGACAUGAUAGAUGGGGAUGCAGAUGAUAUGGAAAGGUUCAUGGAGGAGAUGCGAGAGCUAAGGCGGAAAAUUAGGGAGCUUCAGUUGAGAUACAGUCUGCGCAUUCUCAUAGGUGACCCCCCUCACCAUGACCAUCAUGAUGAGUUUUGCCUUAUGCCUUGAAUGCUGAGGUUAAGAAUCAUAAACCCCCUGCUCCCCAAACUUGCAUUUUCUUGAUGUACCCUUUACUGUGAACCUUGUUCUGUCACUCUUCUGAUUGGAAAUUUUGUUUUGACUUAGGCUGUAAGUUUUUUUUCUGUCAGCAGGGGGGUUUCAUUAACUUGCAUGGAAAAAUGCUUAUUACAUAUUCUAAAGUUAAUAAAGCAGUUUUAAAAGCAGUCUAUAGGUAGACUAUCUU